AAAGAAAGCAUCAGUUAAUCUGAGUCGUCUGUCGUUCGCACCUGAACUAACACAGACCACGAUGAACUCGCUGGUGGUGUUGUUUUCCGUGAUGGCGCUGGCCGCCGCCAGCCCCUCGGGCCUGCUGGCCCCCGCGCCGCUGGCGUACUCCGCGCCGGUGCUGGCCGCCGCGCCCGCCGCCAUCUCCAGCCAGUCUCGCCUCGACAUCAAGUCCUCGCCAGCCAUCGUCAGCACUUCAUACGCCGCUGCUCCUGUAGCCUACGCCGCAGCGGCUCCCAUUGCUCCCGUGGCUUACACCGCACCUGUAGCUGCCGCAGCCAUAGCGCCCGCUGCCGUCUCACACCAGUCCCGCAUUGACAUCAAGUCAUCCCCGGCUGUCGUCAGCACUUCUUACGCUGCUGCUCCCAUUGCCGCUGCGGCCCCCAUCGCAUACAGCGCUCCUAUCGCUUACUCUGCGCCAGUGGCAGCUGCGGCCAUCGCUCCCGCCGCUGUCUCCCACCAGUCCCGUGUGGACAUCAAGUCAUCUCCGGCUGUCGUUAGCACUUCCUACGCCGCCGCUCCCGUCGCCUACGCUGCUGCUGCCCCCAUCGCCUACAGCGCCCCCCUGAUCAAGACUGCAGCGAUCGCUACACCCGUCGUCGCUACUACCGGCUACGCGGCGCCCAUCGCUACUGCCGCCGUCUCGCCUGCCUUGCCCCUGGAUACCCCUGAGGUGAUCGCCGCUCGUGCCGCGCACUUCGAAGCCCACGCCCUCGCUGGGGCGCACCUGAUCAAGAAGCGCUCGGCGCCGCUGUUCGCCGCCCCGGUCGUGUCCACGUACUCCGCACCGAUCGCCUACUCCGCGCCCAUCGCUCCUGUGACGUCGUACGCCUCCUACACCCCCCUCACCUACUCCUCGCCCCUCAUCACCAAGGCCUACAGCGUGCACCCCUGGGUCAGACGAAUCAAAUCAACACAGACCACAAUGUUCAAGCUGGUGGUGUUGUUCGCUUCUGUGGCUCUGGCGGCGGCCAAGCCUGGCGUGGUGGCCCCCGUGGCCUACAGCGCGGCGGUGCCAGCCGUGAGCUCCGUGUCCCAGUACAGCAGCAGCGUGGUGCAUGGUUCCCCCGUGGUUCCCGCCGUGUACUCGUCAGCUGUUGUUCCCGCUGCGUACAGCGCUGCCGUGGUUCCCGCUGUCGCCCCCGCUGUGGUUCCCGCUUACGGCUACGGUCUGUCCCAGGCUCCGCACUCUCCCGCCGUCGUCCUGGAUGCCGUAAACGGAGUCCCCCUCGACACGCCUGAGGUGGUCGCCGCCCGCGCCGCCCACUACCAAGCGAAGGCUCUGUCUGGCCAUCACCUGGGCAAGCGAUCCGUCGCUGCUGUUGCUCCCGUGGCAUACAGCUCGUACGUGUCUCCUGUCUCCGCCGUUGCUUACUCCUCUCCCGUCGUUUCUCCUUACUCCUCUGUUGUAUCCCCUUACUCGGCGGUAGUUUCACCUGUCUCUUACUCCGCUGUAGUCCCUAAGGCUUACAGCGUCCAUCCCUGGUAAAAAUCCACUGAUAUU
Molecule: messenger RNA, 1543 nt
Organism: Cydia fagiglandana
Lineage: Eukaryota; Metazoa; Arthropoda; Insecta; Lepidoptera; Tortricidae
Product: calphotin-like
Exons: 2
Coding region: 62-1528 (488 amino acids)
Source: RefSeq, a predicted model, not a curated record